Heterocephalus glaber (naked mole-rat) is the source of this 764-nucleotide messenger RNA. RefSeq names its product C-C motif chemokine 2. Gene Ontology annotation, cellular component: extracellular region. Gene Ontology annotation, molecular function: chemokine activity; CCR chemokine receptor binding. Lineage: Eukaryota; Metazoa; Chordata; Mammalia; Rodentia; Bathyergidae. Gene Ontology annotation, biological process: positive regulation of GTPase activity; positive regulation of cell migration; chemokine-mediated signaling pathway. The record is from RefSeq and is a predicted model, not a curated record.
GACACAGCCCCCAGAAAAGCAGAGAAGCUGAAACCAGCUCAGAAACCUCCAACUCUCACACUGAAGCUGGUGCUCCUACCCUCCACCAUGCAGGUCUCUGCAGUCAUUCUGUGCCUGAUGCUCACAGCAGCCACCUUCAGCACCCCCCUGCUGGCUCAGCCAGAUGGAGUUAAUGCCCCAGUCUGCUGCUAUAUAUUUAACAAAAAGAUCCCACUGAAGAGGGUGGUGAGCUAUGAAAGAAUCACCAGCAGCAGGUGUCCCAAAGAAGCUGUGAUCUUCCAGACCAUAGCGAACAGGGAGAUCUGCGCUGACCCCACGCAGAAGUGGGUCAAGGACUACAUUGCCAAACUGGACCAGAAAACCCAGCUGAAACAGAAUUCAACUGCACCAGCAACUUCAAUCCUCUUGAACACUAGCUUCACCACCCAAGAGCCUAAAAACCUGUAGCUAAUUUAUCUACCACUGUAUUUCCUCAAUAACCUCUAGUACUAGUAUGAACUUUAUUGAUAUGAAACAUGAUGUCUUAAGUAAUGUUAAUCUUAUUUAACUUAUUGGUAUUUUAAUUUUAUCUUCCGUGAGUAUUAGUAUUUGUAGAGACUUGGGAACUUUGUUCUCUUUCUAUGAAACCCAAUUCUACACCUGGGAUGUUAUUAAGGUCUUUGCAAGGAUCUUGAAUGCAAAAAAAAAUUGUUUUAAAUUUCAAAACACCGCUAAAAAUAUUGUUGUGAAAGUGAAUAUUAUAUAACUAUUGAAUUAAAAAAUAU